Molecule: messenger RNA, 2246 nt
Organism: Ectocarpus siliculosus
Lineage: Eukaryota; Phaeophyceae; Ectocarpales; Ectocarpaceae
Source: the annotation of a GenBank genome assembly
AUGGGGAGGGGGGGGGCGGUUAGGGCGAGGAACGGCCCGAGAGGAGAAGGGGGGGCGGGGGCGGGUCCGUGUAGGUCUUUCGUGGAAGCGGAAAAGGUUAAGGGGUUUGCCAGAUCGCGGGGGCCCUUCCGACGGUCGGCGACCCGUCUCGCCUCCACAGCCGGGGCGGAGACCACAUCCACGAUCUCCACCAGCUCCGGCCCCCCGACGGACGCCGCCUCCUCCCUGGAGUUCAACUCCGAGGAGGCCUACCACGACCACCUCGAGGGGCAAGGCAAGCUCCCGCUGGGGUUCCGGGUGGGCACCGACGGGCUCCGCUUCGUGCCCAAGGAGGUCCCGACGGAGCCAUCCGACAGAUGGGCCGCCGUUUUCACCCGCAACAUGUUUCCGGGCGCGCCCGUGAUCGUCGGGAAGGAGCGACUAGCCGCCGAGGGCAGGGCUAUUCAGGCGGUUGUGGUCAACAACAAGAUCUCCAACGUGUGUCCAGGAGGCGAUGGCGAGGGAGGCGGCGCCAGUGCAGGGGUUGCUGACUCGGAGAGCAUCUGCCAGCGCGCGGCGGAGGUGUUCGGGCUGGAGGGCGGCGCGGGGGCGGUGAUCCCGUGCUCAACGGGCGUGAUUGGUUGGCGCCUUCCCGUGGACGCGAUCUGCGACCACCUGGCUCCCGUGAAAGCCAAGAUGCAAUCAGCUUCCCUGUAUCCGGCGUGCAAAUCGAUCAUGACGACAGACCGGUAUCCAAAGAUGAGGGGCACAGAGGUGGGAUCAAACGGGGGCCGGCUGGUGGGAAUCGCCAAGGGUGCCGGCAUGAUCGAGCCCGACAUGGCGACGAUGCUCGUGUACCUCGUCACAGACCUGCAGAUACCCCGUGAGAAGAUGAGGGAGCUCCUGUCGAAGAAAUCUGACGCUUCGUUCAACUGCAUCAGCAUCGACAGCGACACUUCCACUUCGGACACGGUACUACUCCUGUCGUCGGGGAAGGUGCCCCUGGCGGAGGGCGACCUGGAAGACUUCGAGGAGAAGCUGGAAGCUGUGUGCGACGGUCUGGCGGAGGACGUCGUCAGGAACGGGGAGGGCACCGCCCACGUCAUGCAGGGCCAUGUCACCGGCGCACCCACGUCAGCGCUGGCGCGAAAACUUGGCAAGGGGGUCGUGAACUCCCCCCUCUUCAAGGGGGCGGGGGGCGGGAACGACCCCAACGUCGGCCGUCUUCUGGCGGUGGUGGGGAGGGUGAUGGGGAAAAAAUCCCCCGACACGGACGUUAGCAACACGAGGAUAUCUCUGGGGGGCCACGUGGUCUUCGAGGACAACACUUUCGCCAUCAGCCCCGAGAUGGAGACGGAGCUUUUCGACCUUUUCAAGUUGCCAUGUCUAUCUUUUCCGAGACUUGGGACAAUUUCUACUACUACUAUUCUGUGUGGUAUUUAGCAUAGGACCAGUAGCCGCGGUGGUUGGUAGUAGGCAGGUAUAGUAGGGGGGAGGGUCGUUUUUUGUCCGCCACGCUCGCUCUCUCGCGCGCGCUUUUGGCGAGGCAAUGUCGCGCAGAAAGCAAGCCUUAUUCGGGAGGGAGACAGAAAGAGUGUUGUAGGAACCUUUAAGCUAGUCAGUCGUUUGUCUUCCCCAGGGGUGUUGUACCUCUAGUGGGCCAUGUGCCUCUAUUGGGUCAUGUACCUCUAUUGGACCAUGUACCUCUAAUGGGCCAUCUGCGCUAUUGGGUGGUGUGCCCUCGCCAUCAAUCGCAGUUUCAUCCACGCGGCCGGAUUCUCUUCACCCACGAUUGUGAUGAGGUCGUCGUGGGGGACAUCGAGUAGAUUAUGUUGUGGUCUUAGGUUGCUCAAUAAGCUUUUUAGUCGUUUCCUUUGUUCUCGUGAGAACCGUCCAUUGUCUAAAUUUAGGUCUGUUUGUUUGAUCGGUGUUAGAUGUGGUGUAGCGUGGCGGUUGAUGUUCAUUUUGUUGGGCUUUUUUUUGUGUAAUAUAGGUCUUGGAUGGAUGUCGCGUCAUGUAGCACCUGGUAAGUUCGGGCACGACCGAAUCCCACACCCCUCAAAGGAAUGCGGCGGGCUUUGGGAGAUGUCGGCGCGUACCAGCAGUGGUUGGUGCGAUUUUCGCCUCGAAAGAAAGGGCUGUGCCCCACACCUGACCGGACCACAGCGAGGACGGUGUUGCUUUGCAACCUCUCGGAGGCGUCGAACCUUCCUUGUCAAAUGGAUGCCAUUCAUUGGGUGGUGAAAUGGAAUUAAGGCUAAGUAUGC